Prorocentrum cordatum is the source of this 1986-nucleotide messenger RNA. The record is from the annotation of a GenBank genome assembly. NCBI's taxonomy places the organism in Eukaryota, Dinophyceae, Prorocentrales, Prorocentraceae.
CCGCUCUGGCUGAAGUAUACGGCCGCGCAGGGUCGCCGCGCCCGCCGACGGUCUGCGACGAGGGUGCCAUCCUUGGUUCGCCGACGGAGCAUGGACAUAUCCGCCGUGGCCCCCUCGAUCAUCUGCCUGGCGGUGGUGUCGCAGGUAUUUGGUGCCUGUGGCUUCAUCACGCGCUGCGCCCGCGAUGAGGUAUCGCCCCGUCGCUGCGCAGACAUGCUGUCCGCCGUCUCUCCGAGCUGGAUCUCCGCUCUGAUUUCCGGUCCCAAAACGAGUGUGCAGGAGCGUGCCCUUCAAGAGCAUAUCUUCAAGGUCCGCGAGAACAAUCGCCUCAGAAGUUUCAGAGCAAUGCAGCCGUUAGCAUUAGUUUAUGCACUUUUAAUGUUGUUCAAUGACUUCUUUGUGAAUGAUCGUUGGCAGUUAAUUGCCGACAUAUGGUCUAAUGAAUCUCCUGACGUGACAGUCUCGAGGGACUCGGCAUUAUGGGCAUCAAUCAUCUUUCGCACCAUCGUAGGCAUCGUUGGUUUUUGGUUCCAGCAGAACGCGAAUCUCACGUUUGUCAGAGGUUGGCACAUGUUUCUGUUUCUACGUUUGGUGUGGGAAUGCGUUUUUAUUAGUGAUGAGUCCUAUCCUUAUUGGCUGGCGAUCUCGGCGACAGAACGAGUGGGUUUGAGCGCUGGCCUAAGAGAGCCUAUCAACGCACUAGUAUUCAAUGUUGUAAUUUCGAUAUCUUGCUUCGUCUGGCACCCAUCUGCCCCAUUCAACCAGCACGUUGAAAUCCACCUCAACAUUAUCGGGCUCUCUUUGCUUAUUCCAGCCAUGUUCGACGCAAUCGGCUACGACAACCAGAGAACCGUCCUGGAGACUCAAGCCCUGCGCGAGGAGCAGCACAGGGCAACGGUUGAGGCGCAGGCCUUGCGCACUGCUGAAGGGCUGCUCUCAUCCUUGUGCGAUGCCGUUGUGCACCUCGAUGAAGACCUGCGGAUCAAGGGUCCUUCGCCCCGUCUGGCGGGGCUCCUGCUUCGGCAGUCCAGCCACGCGCUUGCGGGCGUGCCGUUCGCGGACAUGUCCGCCAGCCCGGCGGAGGCCAAGCGGCUGCUCGGCUUCCUGCGCCGGGACAGGGAGGGGUCCGGCAGCCUGCACACGUCGCUGCGCGAUUCCAACGCCAGCGCUGUGAAGGUCCAGCUCUACCACAUGCGGGGGCUCGACGUGGACGACCGCGCCUUCCACGUCGUUGGAGUGUGCGAGGAGGCCGGGUCGUUCCGGGAGCCCCCGGCGGCCAGCGCGGCCGCCGCUGCGCCGCUCUGCCAGCCUCGCGGCGCGAGCAGCAACCAGGUGCGGGCCCGCAGCUCCGCGGGGAGCCCGUCGGGGUCUUCGCUGUCGUCGUCGGCGCGGGAGAGCGUGAUGACGCUGUACCUCAACGAGGAGGUCACCCUGUACUUUCGGCCGUUCGUCGAAAGGUACCCGAUCGAGCACUGCUCGGUGGGCUGUGCCGGGGUGGGCUUGCCAACGCCCGGGGAAUCGCUCAUCGACUUCUUCGAGGGUAACUCAGAUGACUUCGUCGAGGCGGUGCAACAGCUGGUGAUGGCAUGGCACAAGGGCCACGCCCCCGGCCCGUACUGCAUGGGACGCCUGAGGUUUACAGCGCCCCGCUUGAGGCAAGCCAGGAUCGAGCUGCGUGCCCAGGCCGAGCUCUCCAUGCAGCACAACGCGGGCAUCGAGGACCUCGGCGCGUGGACGGUGAAGGCGUGCCUCUCCGACGUGCAGAAGGUCCUGUGCCUGGCCCCGCGGCGGGGGCCCCGGCGGCCGCCGCAGGACGUGCGCACCGCUGCCGCGCCGCGCGGCCGCCAGCCGGCGGCCGAGCUGCGCGGCGAGGGGGCGCCGCCUCCGAGCCCGGCGGCCGGCCGCCCCGGCGCGGCCCGCGCGCCCUUCGUCGCGGGCCCCCUGCUGCGCCGCCGGCCGACGGCCGAGGUGCGCCGGGAGGGCUGA